Messenger RNA from Wasmannia auropunctata (little fire ant), 870 nucleotides. RefSeq names its product dynactin subunit 6 (gene DCTN6-p27). NCBI's taxonomy places the organism in Eukaryota, Metazoa, Arthropoda, Insecta, Hymenoptera, Formicidae. Gene Ontology annotation, molecular function: dynein complex binding. Bases 215 to 805 code for a protein of 196 amino acids. The transcript is spliced from 5 exons. Gene Ontology annotation, cellular component: dynactin complex. The record is from RefSeq and is a predicted model, not a curated record. Gene Ontology annotation, biological process: mitotic spindle organization.
UUUUAUUGAAUUUAAUUCAACAUUCGAUUUUGUUGCAAACAAUUCUAUUCAAGAAUUCUUUAAAUAACACAUCUCUUUCAGCAGCGUAUCUUUAAAGGAAAUUUUAAAUCUUCUUGCACGAUACUAUCGAGAGAAAAUGGCGAACUCUUCGAUAAAUCGACGUGCUACUUGUAGUUGUGUACUUCCACUGCAACAGAGAAUUGUCAUCGAUUAAAUGGACGGAAAAAUGAGUUCUAACAAUUCUUCGACUUAUCGCCGCGCCAACUUAAAAAUUGCGCCUGGUGCAGUAGUGUGCGAGGAGAGUAUUCUAAAAGGGGAUAUUUCCAUUGGCGCGAAAUCUAUAAUCCAUCCUAGAGCGUGUAUUCUCGCAGAGGCUGGUCCAAUCAUCAUAGGGGAAGGCAAUAUAAUUGAAGAAAUGGCAACUAUAGCUAACAGGUUGCCGCCCGAUGCUCCGGAACCUACAACAGUACCAGUGCAAAUAAUAGGCAAUUAUAAUGUAUUCGAGACUGAUUGUGUUUGCGAAUCGUAUAAAGUUGGCGAUAACAACAUCUUAGAAGCAAAAGCGCAAAUUAGUCGAGAAAUUGAAUUAACUAACGGAUGCGUUAUUGGAGCUGCAUGCUCUUUGACGGAGCAAGAAACGGUACCAGAAAAUACAAUAGUAUACGGGAACCAGUGUCAACGUAGAGAAAUGAACGAUAAGCCAUAUCCUCAAAUUGGACAGUUGGAUUUUUUGCUGAAAGUACUCCCGAACUAUCACCACUUUCGCAAAUCGAAUGUAAAGCCAAAACCCGGAGGACCUGUGUGAAUAAUGUAUAUCUACAUUCCUUGCAGUAAUAAAAAUAAGAAAAAUAUGUUUAAUUUUUACACUAA